AGACAGGCAUCAGAAGUAGUUUCGCAGUAGAAACGAAAACAUUCCUUACUUUCCCAGAGGAAUAUAAUUAAUUACUAUCAAUCAUGAAGUUGUUAAUUAUUUGUGUGUUGGCCUUAUCAAGCGCUAUCGUCUAUGCGAGUGACGAUUGGGAACAACCGACUAAGGAUUUGAUUCCAGAGAAUCCGCGUUCUCGUCGUGAAGCCGAAAAGGGUUCGAUAACUUUUCAAGGAACACAACCUCUGAGCGGACCGAUCCGUCAACCUAGUUGGGAUCUAAAUGCUAAUCGCAAAAUUUAUAACAAUGGUCGCACAAAUGUGGAUAUCUACGGAGGAAUGAGCAAAGUACCUAAACAACGAGUGCAGCCGCACGUCGGCAUCCAGGCUGAGAGAAACUUGGGCAAAAACGGUUUCAUCAGAGGCCACACUCAGGUUCAACCACGUCCAGGAGGCCACGGACUCUCUCCCUCGGCUGGUGUAAGCGCUGGCUUCCGCUUCAGGCGAGAGGCAGAACCACAAGGUUCAAUAACUUUUCAAGGAACACAACCUUUGAGCGGACCGAUGCGCCAACCUAGUUGGGAUCUAAAUGCUAAUCGCAAUGUUUAUAACAAUGGUCGCACAAAUGUGGAUAUCUACGGAGGAAUGAGCAAAGUACCUGGACAACGAGUGCAGCCGCACGUCGGCAUCCAGGCUGAGAGAAACUUGGGCAAAAACGGUUUCAUCAGAGGUCACACUCAGUUUGAACCACGUCCAGGAGGCCAUGGACUCUCUCCCUCGGCUGGUAUAACUGGUGGCUUUCGCUUCAGGCGAGAGGCAGAACCACAAGGUUCAAUAACUUUUCAAGGAACACAACCUCUGAGCGGACCGAUGCGUCAACCUAGCUGGGAUCUUAACGUUAAUCGUAAUAUUUAUAAUAAUGGUCGUACAACGGCGGAUGUCUUCGGAGGACUGAAUAAAGUACCUGGACAAUCAGUACAACCGCACUUCGGUAUCCAGGCUGAAAGAAACUUCGGCAAUAAUGGUUUCAUCAGAGGUCACACUCAGUUUGAACCACGUCCAGGAGGCCAUGGACUCUCUCCCUCGGCUGGUAUAACUGGUGGCUUUCGCUUCAGGCGAGAGGCAGAACCACAAGGUUCAAUAACUUUUCAAGGAACACAACCUCUGAGCGGACCGAUGCGUCAACCUAGCUGGGAUCUUAACGUUAAUCGUAAUAUUUAUAAUAAUGGUCGUACAACGGCGGAUGUCUUCGGAGGACUGAAUAAAGUACCUGGACAAUCAGUACAACCGCACUUCGGCAUCCAGGCUGAGAGAAACUUGGGCAAAAACGGUUUCAUCAGAGGUCACACUCAGUUUCAACCACGUCCAGGAGGCCACGGACUCUCUCCCUCGGCUGGUAUAACUGGUGGCUUUCGUUUCAGGCGAGAGGCAGAACCACAAGGUUCGAUAACUUUUCAAGGAACACAACCUCUGAGCGGACCGAUGCGCCAACCUAGCUGGGAUCUUAACGCUAAUCGCAAUGUGUAUAACAAUGGUCGCGCAACGGUGGAUAUCUACGGAGGAAUGAGCAAAGUACCUGGACAACGAGUGCAGCCGCACGUCGGCAUCCAGGCUGAAAGAAACUUCGGCAAAAAUGGUUUCAUCAGAGGUAAUACUCAGUUUGAACCACGUCCAGGAGGCCAUGGACUCUCUCCCUCGGCUGGUAUAACUGGUGGCUUUCGCUUUAGGCGAGAGGCAGAACCACAAGGUUCGAUAACUUUUCAAGGAACACAACCUCUGAGCGGACCGAUGCGUCAACCUAGCUGGGAUCUUAACGUUAAUCGUAAUAUUUUUGAUAAUGGUCGUACAACGGCGGAUGUCUUCGGAGGACUGAAUAAAGUACCUGGACAAUCAGUACAACCGCACUUCGGUAUCCAGGCUGAAAGAAACUUCGGCAAUAAUGGUUUCAUCAGAGGUCACACUCAGUUUGAACCACGUCCAGGAGGCCAUGGACUCUCUCCCUCGGUUGGUAUAACUGGUGGCUUUCGAUUCAGAAGAUCAAUCGAAGAUGCUGAUGAAGUAGACUCCGCCGAAGAGUAUUAAAUCUUAGGCUAAUAUUUAAAUCGAUAUUAUAUAUACGUAUUAAAUCGAUAUUAUAUAUACGUAUAAAUUUAUUAAUAAGAGUCUAUCAUUCUUUAAAUUGAUUCUCUUAAAAAACUGUUAAUUUAUUAAUUAUAUUUAUCUAUGUGUAAAAUAUGCAUUUAUUUACAUAUUAUUUAGUAUCAUAAGUUUUGAGGCUAUUUCACAUAUUAUAUAAUAUAUACAU
Messenger RNA from Nylanderia fulva, 2298 nucleotides. RefSeq lists its product as uncharacterized. NCBI's taxonomy places the organism in Eukaryota, Metazoa, Arthropoda, Insecta, Hymenoptera, Formicidae. The record is from RefSeq and is a predicted model, not a curated record.